AUGUUUAUCCUUUCCUCUAACAGUGCCGAUGGACGUUUUGAGGGCUCUGUCACCAAGGCUGUGGUGAAGUACGAUGGCACCAUCACCUGGACACAGCCCGCUAACUACAAGUCAGCCUGCAUCAUCGAUGUCACCUUCUUCCCCUUUGACCUGCAGAACUGCUCCAUGAAGUUUGGCUCCUGGACCUAUGAUGGCUCACAGGUUGUAGCCUACACAGCAUUGUGAAACAGUCUACAGUAUAUUAAUGACCAUACAGUCUUUAACUGAUGUCAGAAAUGCGUGAAUCUCUUGUUUAUACUUUAGGGAGUUAAAGGGGAGAUACGUCUGUUGAUGUUUAGUCUUUUCUAACCUUUUAUUUACUCAACAGGUUGACAUCCUCCUGGAGGACUUCCAUGUGGACAAGAGGGACUACUUUGACAAUGGUGAAUGGGAGAUAGUGAAAGCGACAGGUAGCCGUGGUCUGAGGAUGGACGGAUCCUGCCACUUCCCCUUCAUCACCUACUCCUUUAUCAUCCGUAGACUGCCGCUCUUCUACACCCUGUUCCUCAUUAUCCCCUGUAUCGGCCUUUCUUUCCUCACCAUCCUGGUCUUCUACCUUCCCUCCAAUGGCGGGGAGAAGAUCUCCCUGUGCACCUCUGUGCUGGUGUCCCUCACCGUCUUCCUUCUCGUGAUCGAGGAGAUCAUUCCGUCCUCCUCCAAGGUCAUCCCUCUGAUCGGGGAGUACCUGGUGUUCACCAUGAUCUUUGUCACGCUCUCCAUCGUCAUCACCGUCUUUGCCAUCAACAUCCACCACCGCUCCUCGUCCACGCACCAUGGCAUGGCGCCCUGGGUGCGCUGUAUCUUCCUGCGCAGGCUGCCCAAGCUGCUGUGUAUGCACAGCCAUGUGGACCGCUAUGCUAACCCUGGCAGGGCCAGGGCAGGACUGGCAGGGAGAGAGUGUGCAGGACUGGCAGGGCGAGAGGGGGCAGUUGGGGGCAUUAUGAAGGGCUCUUCACCAGAGUCCACCCCUCAUCUCUCCUCUAGGAAUAACCUGCAGGCUGCUUUGGACUCUAUCCGCUACAUCACCAUGCAUGUCGUCAAGGAGAACGAGGUCAGAGAGGUAAGAUCCCAUAGAGUUACAGAGAAUCAAUCUGCCCCUGCAGUAUAAAUGCCAAAGUUGGCAUGAGAGAAUAUUGUGUUUGUUUGUUAUGAUUUUAACACAAUUCAAAAUCAAUCCUAAAGUACUGAAUUUAGGUUUUUGAAGUCUUACUGUAAUUCUCUCUAUAUAUUCAUCUUCUCCAUACUGUAUAUUUGUCUCCAUCCUCUGAUUGUCACACGCAACUGCACCUCUGUGUGCAAAGCCCUCCCACCCUGUGUCAACGAGGUCAUGUGUUGGAGUCUGAAGGGCAUGUUUGGUCUCUCUCUCUCCAGGUGGUGCAGGACUGGAAGUUUGUGGCUCAGGUACUGGACCGUGUGUUCCUGUGGACCUUCCUCCUGGUCUCAGUUCUGGGCUCUGCUCUACUCUUCAUUCCUGUCAUCUACAAAUGGGCCAACAUCAUCGUCCCCAACCUUGCAGGCAGCAGCGGAUAA
Messenger RNA from Coregonus sp. 'balchen', 1569 nucleotides. The record is from the annotation of a GenBank genome assembly. NCBI's taxonomy places the organism in Eukaryota, Metazoa, Chordata, Actinopteri, Salmoniformes, Salmonidae.